GUGCAAGACAGAUCUCGCGGCACCUUGCCAUUUCACCUUCUCUUCCCCCCUCCCUCUCUUUUUGUCUCUCUUUCUGAUUUCUGCAAUCAUCAGAUCAAGCCCUAAACAAAAAAACCAUCAACUUUCCUACCAAAUUCAUCCUCCAAACACAAUCAAACCCCCUACAAUUAUCAAAAAUACUCGACGAUCAAUCAAGUAGAGCAGUGAAAGUGGAACGAUGAAUUUUCUGCUGCGGCAAAGCCCUAGCGCCGCAGCAGCAGCAGCAACGCCAGCAGCAGCGCCAGCAACGGCUGAUCAACUUCCACCAAUAUCGCCGUGGUUGAGGAAAACACCGUCGCAGAGUGUGACCACUUUAGAGGGAUUAAUUGCGGAAGAUCAUUCGAAUGUAGUGGAUUAUACUACUGAAAUUAAUCGUGAUUCUUUUACUAGUGAUAAUAGUGGUAAAUUAAGUUCUGCAAGUUCUAAGGAUUUUUCUCCUCUUGUGGAUAAACAUGUUGAUGUUACGGAAGAUGAAGGCUGGAUCACCAUUCCUUGCAAGAAUCUUCCUGAUGACUGGAGUGGUGCUCCAGAUAUACAUGAGUUCCAGUCUUUCGACCGUUCAUUUGUUUUCCCUGGGGAGCAGGUUCACAUCUUAGCAUGUUUGUCUGCAUCCAAACAGGACACUGAGAUCAUAACUCCAUUCAAAGUUGCUGCUGUGAUGAAUAAAAAUGGUUAUGGACCGGGUGCCAAGGCUCGGAAUGGAAAUGCUGCAGAACAAGAAUCCCUUUCUGGAACUCAGCCAAUUGAGCUUGAUGAUAAUGUAGAUUCAAAGAAUGUAAAUAAGCAUCAAGAUGUGUCUGCGAGUGAGUCUUACCUUAGAAUGGAGAAUCAUAGAAGAAUAACGCAAACAUUACUGCAGAGAUUUAAGGACUCCCACUUUUUUGCGCGAAUUGCUGAGUCAGGAGAACAGCUAUGGUCAGACAGAAGCACAUUAGAAGCGCUUGAUGGUGUAGAUGACACUGAUAGUACAGAGAACAAUAAUAUGAAUGGCUCAAGCACGUCAAUAAGCGCGGUGAUUGAUAGUGGAAGGUUUGAUGCCCGGGCUUCUGGUGGUUUGGCUAGAAAUUUUGUCAAGUGCUGCUCUCUUGCUAACGGAGACAUAGUGGUUCUUUUACAAAUGAAUGUUGGUGUUGAUUCUUUGAGAGAUCCUAUACUAGAGAUUCUUCAAUUUGAGAAACAUCUUGAUAGAACAACGGCUCUAGAAAGCGAUAUAGUCAAGGAAGAGCACAGUCCAUGCGGGGAAUUGUUAAAAUGGUUGCUUCCUUUAGAUAAUUCCCAACUCCCUAUUAGUCGGCCUUUAUCCCCACCUUUACUUAAUUCAUCUCAUAAAACAAGCUUUUCUGCUUCAAGUGGUUCACAACUUUUUUCUUUUGGAAACCACUUUAGAAGUUAUUCUAUGUCAUCACUACCACAGAAUACUGCUCCUGCAGCAUCACCAUCUGUAUCCACUGCUUCUUCAAAGCCUAAUGUUGGUGUAGAAGAUUGGGAUCGUUUUGCAUCACAAAAGUCCCUAAAAAGUCCAAGAAGUGGAAGCCAGGGUUUGCUGUCCUUUCGUGGAGUUGCAUUGGAGCCAGAAAGAUUCUCUGUUUGUUGUGGUCUGGAAGGCAUUUACAUACCAGGAAGAAGGUGGAGGAAACAGCUUGAAAUCAUUCAACCUGUUGAUAUCCACUCAUUUGCUGCAAACUGCAAUACAGAUGACCUGCUCUGUGUUCAGAUAAAGAAUAUCUGUCCACCGCAUUUUCCAGAUAUUGCUGUAUAUAUAGAUGCUAUAACUAUUAUCUUGGAAGAGGCGUCAAAGGCAGGGCCACCAUUGUCUGUUCCAAUUGCAUGUGUUGAAGCUGGUACCGACCAUAGUCUACCGAAUUUGGUCCUAAGGAGGGGUGAAGAGCACUCUUUUAUCCUUAAGCCAGCUAUAUCAGCGUUAAAGAAGUCUAGGAUACCUGAUGAUAAGAUUUCUAAGUUGCAUACAAGAACUGGAAGCAAAGCAACAAGCACACGGCUGCCUCCAGUAGCUGUUGAAGGAUCGAUGGAUGAAUCUGCUUCUCACAAGUAUGCCAUACUGGUAUCAUGUCGUUGUAACUACUCUGAAUCGAGACUUUUUUUCAAGAAGCCCACUGAUUGGCGACCACGCAUCUCAAGGGACUUUAUGAUAUCAGUUGCAUCUGAAAUAUCAAAAGAAACUCCCGAUUUUACUGGAAAAGUCUCUCAGCUGCCGGUUCAGGUGUUGACUCUUCAGGCGUCAAACCUUACGUCUGAAGAUCUUACCUUGACUAUACUUGCUCCAGCAUCAUUUACACCACCUCCUUCAGUGCUGUCACUAAAUUCUACGCCGUCAUCACCAAUGAGCCCAUUUGGUGGAUUUGCUACAACACAAAUAAGCACAGUAACUCGUCUCUCAGAGAACCAAAUACAAAGUGCUCCCCAGUCUCUUUCUUCUGAUCAGAAGGCUGUUCCAGUUGCAGAUGUCAUUCCAACAACUGCUUUGAGCUGUACUCACUUGUGGCUGCAUAGUAGGAUUCCAUUAGGAUGUGUUCCUUCUCAAUCCACUGCCAAGAUCAAGCUUGAGCUGCUGCCAUUGACAGAUGGCAUAAUUACGCUUGACACUUUGCAAAUUUAUGUUAAGGAGAAAGGUAUAACUUAUGUCCCUGAGAAUGCAUUGAAGAUCAAUGCGACUUCUAGCAUUGCUACCGGAAUCAUCUAGCUUGUUUUGAUUCACAUUCUUUGUAUUUUGUAUGUUCUCUUAACGAAAAAACUCAAAUGAAGGGGAGUGUUUGCUCCAGUUGUACAUCAUCGGAAUAUUUUUUUUCUCUUUUUCCAUUUUCGUUGAUGUAGGACAUGAAUUUGAGGUGCUCAUAUGUCUACCUCAAGAUAUAGAGACAGAUUUAUGUCUCAAGGUUUGUUUUCGAGGCUUUUCUAUAUAAGGUGGAGAUAUGGUCUCUGUUACUUACUCUGCUAUACUAUAUAUGAAUGAAAUUAUACUAGAUUUUGCUGCUC
Molecule: messenger RNA, 3033 nt
Organism: Beta vulgaris subsp. vulgaris (sugar beet)
Lineage: Eukaryota; Viridiplantae; Streptophyta; Magnoliopsida; Caryophyllales; Amaranthaceae
Exons: 11
Coding region: 218-2740 (840 amino acids)
Source: RefSeq, a predicted model, not a curated record